Spirometra erinaceieuropaei is the source of this 14070-nucleotide messenger RNA. Lineage: Eukaryota; Metazoa; Platyhelminthes; Cestoda; Diphyllobothriidea; Diphyllobothriidae. The record is from the annotation of a GenBank genome assembly.
AUGUUUGCCAAAAUAUUUUGUAAUGGUAUGUAAUUUUCCUAUUAAUCGCUCGUGCAGAAUUUAAACCGCAAUUAAAAGUAUUAGUCAACAAUGAACCUCAGCUUCGCAACAGCCUGUUGGUCGAGUCUGGCUCGUUGGUUGAAAUUGAUUGCUCUAUACGCGGAGCAACCACACGCGGUACUGAGUCCCUCUAUCUGAGGAAACAGACACAUGGUCCAUCGCAAAUGAUGGCGGAGCUUCAAAUGACGAACUCUACCCGUAUCUCCCACAUCAUGAACGUUACACUGGACGACACCGGCAUUUACUUUUGUUGCUUCCGAAGUUUAACUUCCAUCACCAAUAUCUACGUAGUAAAGCGUAAGCACAAUUAUCCGCUUAUGUUCUGCGUUUCCAGUAAUCAAUUUUACUCACACUUUUAGUGUAUAUGUUUAAACUCGUUAUAACCAAAUUUAAGCGUUUUGACUCGAGUCUCGGCGGUGCUAAACUUCUCUUCGUUCACGUUAUCUAUAGACCUUUAUUACUUAUAAGUAAUAAAGGUCUUGACUUCACCAGGCAGGUAACGCCGCCUCGGUGAAGAAUGUUCUUGAUUUAAAUCUUAGGCCUUCUUAUGUUUAUUAAAUAAAUGUGCACAUAGACGUCCCUCUGGUCCUAUUUAAGAUAAAGGCAUUUUUCGACUCUGGCCGUCGGCGGAUUUUAACGUUUUUCCUACUAACUGAGUGCCGGUCUCGGCAAAGUUUGUAUUUUUUCGCCUUGAGCUGAUUUGUUUUUUGUUUAUAUUCCUCUUCUCACAAUGUUGCACAAUUUUUAGAACAGUCAGUUUGUUAUCUUGAAAUAUUGCCUUUUUGCAAAGAAGUAUUUUACUGACACACACUUACUGCUCAGACAUAUCAAAGCAAGUCUGGGUAACAUCGAAAACUGAAAACCCUAAUUUGAGUUGUUUUGGACAUUUGCAAAAAAAGCAUUUGUAGAAAAGUCCAGGGACGAAAUUUCGACUUUGUACUAAUGCGUUUAUACUAGUGCUUAUUUGUAAAACUUAAAUUACUUCUCACGGCAACUUGAAAUAUUCUGAUGUAGUUCUGCACAGAUGAUGGGUUCUUGGAAUUUCUUGGGGGUAGUUGGCACGUCAUUCUAUUUUCAGAAAGCUAUAGUUUUCGUUGAACCUCAUCUUUGAUUGCUGUUUCCUGUCUUAGCCAUUGUUCUCUUCGUGCGAAACGUCUCUCGAAACGUUAUCGAUGUUGUCUUGUGAGCUCCGAAGAAGGGGGCUUCGGGCUUUUAUACUGUAUCUUUAAGCCCCUUCUUCCUACAACAAAUAUUAUUGAGAAUCUAUUUGGUCAUUCCAAAACAUUUGUCUCCGGGAGUUAGUACUAUCUCUAUAAGUAUGCAAAAUCCUGUUACAGCCGGACUUAUUGCUAUGCAUACCCACUUUCUCCCACUCUUCUUAACGGGUGGUGGGACCUUUUCUAAUCUAAAACUUUACCGUGCAUAAGUUCCGGUGAUUCCAUAUAUUUUUUUCAUUUGUCUAGUGUAUCUUUUAAAAUUUGAAUGCAAUUGACAGGGCUUCUUUCACAACAAGGAGUUGCCCUUUUCUCGGGAAGGGACUUACAGUUUUUUAAAAAGCAGUAGUAGACAUUUGUGCUACUCGUUGAGCCGAUAGUUGGGGCAAUCUAUAUAGAGGUCACGACUCCCUUUGGCCAGUCGGUUGCCGUAAACUUCCUUCCGCAAAGCCGAUCAGUGUGUUCUGUAGGCUCCCCGUGUUCGCAUAGGAAAAUUGUAGAACUAUCAGCAAAUACUUGACUUAAGUCGACUCCAAGAACGUAAAUCUUCGUCGCUCGUGCCCUUUUGAUCCUAGGGAGCCGAUUUAUAAUGACUAAGAUCUGUGGUCAAAAAUAGUAAAUAAUAUUUACUUAGAUUUCACUGCUAUUUAGAAAUAUGUAAAUCUUUAGCAGGUCCGGUUGAAAGAUCCCUUUAAGACAUUUUGAUACCUUCACUUAUGCAUGACAGUUAUCUUAACAGUUUGCUUUCCAAAUCAUAUUCGAAAAACAAAGUUGUUCCCUCUCAAAAAUAGACUUUUUACUAAUUUCAGCUUUCUUAGGGCAAGUCAGAGGGCAAUUUUUUCCGACUUCAGUGCAUUUUGAGCCGAUGAACACAAUCAUCGAAAUGUUACCUAAAGCCAACCCUUGUUAGCAUGUCAGGCGUUUCGACCACAUUUUAUUAUGCACGCUGAAGAUAGCCAGUUGCCUUUGGUGUAAUAUCAGGAGAGUAUCUCUGCAGCCGAAGCAGAUCAAUGUCACAAUCAGCAAUGAAAUAAACCACUCCGAAAUGUUAUAGGUUGGUGCGCUGUUAUAAUGCAAGGUGAACUCGAUAUGACCUUUGAACACUUUUGAUGAGGGAUUUUCGGUUAGCCGUCACUGUGAUAAUUAAUUCGGGAAUAACCAAUACUCAUCUAAGAGCCUUCGUGAACUGACCAUUUCUAAACGGGAAGGUAUGCUGUUAAAAUAACUUAAAAUUUCUGGCACAUUCGGACGUAGUUUAGGAAAAUUACGUCUGACUCCUGCCUUCCUCGCCCUUUUACAAAAUGCACUUGCUCAUCUGUUCGUCAUAUACCGUAAUACCUUUUCAUAUACAAGGCAUCAGUGAAUUUUAACAAAAAUUUUAACGGCCAGUGAGAAUUAAAAUUAGCUAGUUAAUUAAUAAUUUUGCUGUGGUCGUACAGGAUUUCUACUCGGCAAAUCCAACAAUUGCAAUAAAGUUUUGACUAAUUUUUAAAACCGAAUUGUAACUUUGACUGGAGUUCCGAGUAUGGCAUAGCGCCAUUAUUAGAGCUAGGUCGUUACUCGACAUGUUUGGUCUGCUUUUCUCAUCUGGCCUGCUCUUAUAUCUACCUUCGCUGGGUCGAAUUUGGCUGACAGGUAAUGUCACUAUGGUCCUGUCGUUUCUGUCUGACUAUUUGCAUACUGUUCGUAUAUUUGGAAAUAAGAGCUGAUUGACUGCAUCGAAUGGAAUUUUUAAAAUCUAGGCUCCUGGCAAUCUUCAGCCGUUUAUCAGAAAUAAGUCUUAAUAAUGCAUUCUGAAUUCCCACUACGGCCUGCGUUACUGCAAACUCCGGUAAGGGUAUGGUUUGUAGCCGGGAUGGACCUAAUUAUAUACUGCAUUUAUUUAAGUAGGUGCCGUCCAACUAGGUUUUCCCGUGUACCACUUGGGCCUUGGCUUUGGCUUGUGUUGUAGCUAGGACCGUAGCAAGCACACGAAAUGGGGAGGACGAACAAAUAUGGAUGCAAGAGUCAGAAUGAGAAUACCCUAUAACAGGGCCUUAUUUAUCUUACAACUGGCGUACUGGGACUAAAACGAGAAAUAGAAAAGUAGUAGACAAGAUGGAAUUUAGCCAGGGGCCUAUGUUAGCAUGACAGCUUGCUCCACAUGUUUCACCGGCCUGUGUUAUUGACCUUGCAAACAGCCGCUCGAAAACCAGGCGGUGCAGGAAUCUCUAUGAAGACUUCUUAUUGUGGUCCUCAUCCCGGACGUGUUGGAUGUCAUGAGAAAGUUUUGUCUACUAUCUUCUGCAUAUCAGAGGCUGGAUAUUUUAAAGUUACUUUAUACAGGUGAAACUUUUAUAGCUCAGAAAAUUGGCUUUGGCGUACCAGUUCCAUUAGGCUUAUCCAUUGCUCCUAUACUUCACGGGUACACCUCCACGAUGCGGGACAGGAAGGUUUCCCAUGCAUGUUUAGGCCGGUAGUGCUUAGUCCAGACCAUAGACGAUAUUGUGUCUCAUCAUUGUGUGGCCCAGACAGUUUGGCCUGACACGGUCUCCUUCUUGUAAUUUUCUUUUCAGACGACUCCAAUGCGUCCGAGUCUUACAUUUUGUUUUGGCGGUGGUCUGCGUCUGAAAAAAGAUUAGUUUAUAGUUUACCACUGUUUUUUAUUAUUGAAACUACCUCUUACUUAUAUAUACAGUAGAUGUGCUAACUCAUGAAAUGUCAACUAAAAUUUCGAAAUGCGUUCUCGUUUCGAAAAGAUAAAUUAAGCAGUGUUGUAAAACUAAUCAUGAUGCAGCAUAAAUCUAUAGUGAUCCAGUUACCUCAGGGUGCCGGCUUUGAAAGAACUUAUUUUCGGCUGCAUGCAAGGUCUAUACUUUAAAAAAUGACUGGUUAAGUAGUAUGCAAUUUUCUCAUUGGUUUUCCAUGCGCUUGAAAAUUUAAUUAUAUUUCAUGGAAACAUGCAUAAAAAUAUUUAUUCUUUUAUUUAUUCGGUAGCAAAUUACGUCUUCUUUCAAUUUCAUACUCAAAAGAAGAGUAUAAUUCGGUUUUAAAAAGUUUCUAAUUGUGAUACUUUUUAACACCGUUAAAUGGCCGUUGAUGAAACGUCAUAUAUCUGCAUUUACGAAUGUGGCUUGUAAAGUUAACAAUAUUGCUCAAAUUCGCUGCUUAAUUUUAUGAACCUCAUAUGGUCUCCUCUUAACACCGUAGAAAAAUGCAUGGUUUUUCGUACACGGAAAAUAUACAACUUGUAGUUUUGAAACCCUGAAUGCAAGUGUAACAGCAGGUCGGGUUCAAAAUUAUUCGGGAAUUAAAAAAGUUUUUUAAAACCGAAUUAUACUCUUCUUUUGAGUAUGAAGUUGGAAGAAGACGUAAUUUGCUACCGAAUAAAUAAAAGAAUAAAUAUUUUUAUGCAUGUUUCCAUGAAAUAUAAUUAAAUUUUCAAGCGCAUGGAAAACCAAUGAGAAAAUUGCAUACUACUUAACCAGUCAUUUUUUAAAGUAUAGACCUUGCAUGCAGCCGAAAAUAAGUUCUUUCAAAGCCGGCACCCUGAGGUAACUGGAUCACUAUAGAUUUAUGCUGCAUCAUGAUUAGUUUUACAACACUGCUUAAUUUAUCUUUUCGAAACGAGAACGCAUUUCGAAAUUUUAGUUGACAUUUCAUAAGUUAGCACAUCUGCUGCAUGUGUAUAUAUAUAUAUAUAUAUAUAUAUAUCAGAGGGGAGACGACAGAGUCUGGGGGUAGAUUGAUACAGCACUGUUUCGGGCUUGUUUGCCUACAUUCAGCCAAUCAUAAGCCUGACCACCAGCUGGUACCGGAAACACAAACAUGCGCUCAGACGCACCUGGCGCAGCUGGUCCACCGCUGGGGUCUACCAUGUGUUAUAUAUAUAUAUAUAUAUAUAUACAUAUAUUGAUGUUUACAUCUACGGGCUUCAGUGUCUCAGUUGUGACCUUGUUUUCGUUCUGAAAUCGACGUUAUAUGCCAUGCCUUAUUUGCAAUACAUAUACCUGCAUAUUUAUCUGGAAGCCGUGCCUCUUUACAUUACGAGACUUGACUUUUCUUUUCAUUCUUUCUUACCGUCAUUUAGUUUACCUUGUUGGAGUUCCUUCUUCCUCUUCGUUUUGCAUAUUUUGUAAGAUCUUGUCCGUUACUGCGUCUUCUGAUAUAGUUUUCAGUCUGCGCUAUUUGCACGCCGCCUACCGCCUGCGACUAAUUAACAGUGACUUCUAUUUCCCUUGGAACCUGAGCUUUGAUUAUUUAGUUGAUUAUUUAUUUGUCUGGAUUUCCCUAAUUGCCGUUUUUUGUCACUUUUUCGAAUUUGUGCGCUUUCUUACCGUUUAUCUUCUGAGCGCAUUAGAAUGUCUUCGAUUCCAUUUUCUUCUCUACUUUCUCCAUCUUCUUUUCCGUACCUCUGAUGACCCCCUACGUACAAUCGCCUUUACCAUCAUCCCCGCUGGACAGGCUGCCUAUUUUACCUAUUUCUGACCCCGGGUACAAGCCAUACCUUCGCCCAACCUACCCAAUUUGAGGCUUUGAUCAACGAACGUAUCCGACUUAACCACUUUUAGUGGACUGCUAUUUUAAAUAGUAUAUGCUAUCCCUUAAUUUCGUCAGGUUUUUUCCUGGUAUAAAGUUCCGCGGUUAUUAUCCGGCAGCUCCAGAGCAUAUUCUUCUUAAGUUUUUUCGUUUAAUUUUCCUUCGGAAACUCGUUUCUGGGAAUGUUAAGGUUGAACCAUGCUUUCCCUCGCCCUCCCUCAAACAGUGGUCAAACUGGCCAAUGCCACCGUCCCUACCGAAAUAACUGAAGAGGAGAUCGACUCAAAAAUUCUGAUCCGUCGGACUUUGUGGGCACCAUCGACUUCGGUAGACGGCAUCGAUCCGAAUGACCAGUUUAUGGUUUGCAUUUGCAAAUUUGCCCCUUCGGUUCAGCUGGAAAGGGUUCUGGUGUCCUGGAAAGGUGGACUGGUGAACAACCUUGACAACGCCUCAGUCUAUGAAAGAUUCACUUGGAGGCAUUCCAGAACGAAUGAAAUCGGCUCAAAAUUGGGCCUUAGCACUCCAAGUGAGUAGCAUCUAUUAAUAUUUGUUGACAGUUUAUUGUUCAUCCCCUCCCCCAUUUACUUUUUCUGCUUUGAUUUCUCUAACAAUGCUACACGUCUUCAGCAAAAGCAUUUGUGUUAGACCGAUAAUAAGACCUAUAGCGGGAAAGAUUUAUAAGCGUCUUAUCCUCCGGACGGUUCGAGAGUCGGGAGCCCGAGAUAACGACUAGUUUGGCUGAAGAUUUGUCAAAGAUAAACCAUUUCUCAUCAGAGUAAGGUCCAUGUCUCCCCUACUAUCUUGUUAACGGUAUGAAAGCUGGAACGCGAGGUGUAUCGUUCCCUCCUCCCUCGCCGUCUUCGAUGUGGGCUUUAGCAUUCUGUUGAACGACGAUGCCAGGUUCUUUGUCAUGCGGUUCUGAAUACGUGCACAUACAAACGAGAUGUAACAUUUUUAACUUAUUUUAAAUUAAAUCUGACUUGAUCGAAACUGAUUAGACAAAGUCCACUUUGUGUUAUCUCCUCCUUUAUAGUGGAAUUUUCUUCUAAUAAUAGCCAUCGGCAUCAGUUAGGGUGUUGCUUAUCUUCUCAAGUGAAUUGUCCAUUGACUAUAGUGGCACAUGUUUUUCGGAGCUUUUAAAGCGUGGUUUGAUUAAAAUAAGUCGAAUUUUUGGUGAAAUUCGGACUUUAGGUAUGCUCAGGUUGAGACAAUGGAUUGGUCUACAUGUUAUCUUUAGACUUUGCGACAAAUCCCACAGAUUUUACUGUCUCGUUUUACUUUUAGCAUUUUGGAAUGUCAAUCCAAGCUCACCGUUAGAGUGGGCUAGGGCUGAUUGUAAAGUUCCUUGAAGUCUCUAUUUGGAAGCUUGUGUUUCGUUAAACGCACGAAUUUUACUUUUGAGGAGAUUUCUUUAAUAUGCCUGUAUGCAAGUUCUUAGUCUGGUGAGCGAAUUAUGAACCAUUUCGCCAACCCUGCUUUUGCAGGCGUAGGUGCUCCAUUCUUGUAAAAUGAAAAUUAAUCCGUGGAUCGAAUGUCAAGCGAAUACCACAGGAACUGUCAAAAACUUAUGACUUGGAGGACUUCAUUGGUUUUCCUCCUGUCCAACACGAUAAAGGGAUUUCGUCGUUGACUUUUCUCGUGUAAGCUGUCAAGUGUGGAUACCACGUAAGACAUUCGUUGCUGAUCUGUAUUUCGGUUUAAUCAGACUUGUUCAUAAGUGGAGCAAAAGAUGGGAUACCUAGACCAUAAUGAAGCGUGAGUUAACGCAAAGCCGGGUCUUUGGCAGUUGCCAGCCACACAAUUACUAUUAAAAGAUUCAUCUGUCUAACCACCCGACGUCUCCCCGAUUUAUCAUACAUUAUUCUUGCUCUGCAAAUUCCACGUAAAUUAGUUGCCACUCUGAUUUUGGCUAAACUAACAAACAGGGUGGUCGACGGAUCCUGCAAUUCGGCUAAGUAAAAGUCCUCCCUCAAUCGCGCGGAAUGCGGUGAAGCUUUCCAUCUAAUUGUGAUUAUUACUGUUUCUCCUGUCUUGUCGGGCGCUACGAAAGACUUAGUCGGCAAUUUUGCGUGGCGGGCUUUCUUGCCCUCCUCGUCUCACCCUCUCCUGUCUUGGCCCGAAACUGGGGCUUGAGACUAUUGUGCGCAAUGUACUCCGACUGGUUGUUUUCUUGCCUUGUUCUUUAACUAAAACACUAAAUGGCGGCUUAUAUGCAUUGAGGAUAAUGGCGAUGUUUGGGUUGAAGUGAAAGUUGGCUGGCCGACACCUGUACACGCGCAAACGCACCCAGUCAGAGCGACCAAUUGGGAUGUAUUCUCUCGCUUAGCGUCUAACUCGUUGCAAGCCACUGUAGGGGGGGGGGGGCGAUUUCAUGUCACGGCCACUUAAAGCCCCUUGGACCAACCGCACCGCUUCCGGAGCCUGGCAGCAUGCCCAUAUUGAUUGUUACACUUGGGCUGUCGCAGCAGCUAACUUGUAGGUUCUAGUGAGCUGCCUGUGUUACAGCGUACAAUGAAAGUCAUGUGACAAUGAUCGGCGUUUUCGCUUUGGUGAACAGCGUGAGAUUCGACAUAAAUCCAAGUAUUAUACAGGCAAAGGCCAAACCGAAAAUCUAUUGCUUUAUAGAGGCGACGUCCUCAGAAAUUUAUCCCCUUCAACGAUUCACAUUAAAUUUGUGUUCUCAGUAGCCCUAGACCCGUUAGCGAAAUUUAUUGAAAUGCUUGUUUUAUAGGGCUUGCAGUUUUGUUGUCUUUGGGAACGUAAACAACGCUGAGAUGUGAGAAGCGUUUCUUUUAACUUGCUUCUUACCCUUUUUGAUCAGUAAUAAUAUCCUUGUAUCUUUCGAAACGCACUUGCUGGAGCUGGACAAAAUUGCAUUAUGCCUCGUUUAACUCAAGUAAUCAAUUUUGCCAAAGGAAAUGGUGCCCGGCAGAAACUAAUGUGCCGUUUCUCCCAGUCAUUCGACAUUUACGCCUCAGUGGUUUUGGAUCUGAAGAUUUUUUUAUCCUCCAGACCUUUUUAACCUUUUCUUAUUCGUGAGUAUUCAGUAUAGACAAAAGCCUUCAACUCUGAAAAAUAAUUGUUAACCGAACACGCUAGCACUUAAAUACUGUUUCUAAAAUAUCAACGGCAUGCAUUCAACGGCCCGUAUAAAUCGACAUUUAUUGUUAUGACGCUGUUUCGUUUACUUGAGUUUGGCUGUGUUUUGAACCCAAAAAUAUCUGAGACCUCUAAACUAGGACCACCGGCUUAGCUCUGUUUCGGAUCUUGAAGAUGACGAGUCACCACGACCGUGACUUUCUAAUAACUCCUUUUCGGUCACAUUGUAGCCUAGACGAGAUCAUUGUUUGCCUUAAUGCAACUUAGUUGUUGCGACAGAUAAGUCAUAAUGUUGUCAGGUGAUUUACUCAACUGCUCACAAUAGUUAAAUUUGCCGUCAGUGUUGGGUCAUCGUCUAGUCUUCAAGUCCAGUAUUUGCUAACCGAAGUUCUAAAAUGUGCUUUUGAUUCGAAAAGGUUACUUAAGUAGUGUUGUAAUACUUAUUGUCGUGCAGCAUAAUCAUAGGAUAUUUCAGCCUCGUCGGGAUGUUGGCCUUCGUGUAAGCUUCUUUUCGGCCGUCUUUAAAUCAAUACACUUUGUAAGGAAUGACCACCUAAGCAGUGUGAAUUUUUUCCAUUGAUUAUCGAUGCCCUUAUAAAUUCAGUUAUAUUUUAUAGAAAACGUGUACAAAAAUAUUCUCUCUGGUACUCAUUUGGUAGCCAAUUACGUCGUCUUCAAAUAUUCCACUUGAAAAUGAGUAUCAUUAAGCCGUCAGAACUUUUUAAUUCCCGAAUAUUUUUGCUCCGCCUGCCGUUACACUUGCAUUCAGGGUUUCGAAACUGCAUGCUGUGCAUAUUUCGUCAGAAGAACACCGCUCAUUUCUCCACGCUUCUAGGAAGGCGUUAUAUAGCGCUCAUGGAAGUGGGCAAUGGAUAUGGACCACGUUGUAUACUGUACAAGUAACAUUAAUAAACGGGUUGAUGCGAUGCUCUAUGGGUGGACAUUUCAUGGUCUUAAAAAAUUCACAAUUGGAAACUCUUUUAAAACCGAAAGGUAUUCUUUCUUUGAGUACUGUAUUCGAAGAAGGCAUUAUUUGCUAUAAAAUGAAUGCAAGAAUAAAUAUCUUCUGUACACAUUUUCUAUAAAAUAUAAUUGAAUUUAUAAGGGUAUCGAUAGUUAAGGGAAAAAAAUCAUACUACUUAAGAAAUUAUUUUUCGUCGAUUGUGGUUAUUUUAGGUGGCCGGAAACAGGCCGACUCAAAAGAUGGCAUUCUGGGGUGGCUGAAAUAUUUUAGGAUUCUGCUAACCAAUAUUACAACCCUACUUACGCAAACUGUCCAAAUCGAGAACACAUUUCAGAAUUUAGGUUAACAUUUUAUGAGAUAGCACAUCUACUGUAAAUGAAAAGAUGCCCCUUCCCCACAAUUGUUCACACACUAAUCUUUCAAAAUAAGCGUUUUAUGCUGUUGUAAUCCAAGGCGAUUAUUUUUAUAUUUUGUGAGUAAUGUCUAUGUUUGCCGGGUGCUUAAGCCCUUAUAAGUAAUUUACUAAAGGAGAAACCUGUCUUUUUCGUAACUAUAGCGCUAUUGCAGUUUGAUUUCCAGAACUAAUUGUCUUAAAGCCUUAUCGUAUAUUGCCUGGAAGGUGUUCAUAGGCUAGGGUGAAAUAUCUUUCCACCUCCUUCUGUUCUGGAUUUUUAGUGCAUCUUUAAGCUACUCUCAGGUUCCUACUAGUUUCUCAGUCCUUCUUGAUUCUGACUCCAGUGGAACCAAAUAUUUCUCUCUCUAGAUUUCCGGUGAAUUAAUGAAACCAUCGGAAUUGGGUUUAGUUAUUACGGAAUAACUAUGUGUGCGUCUUUUAGCUAGAACACCUGCCCAGACAGAGUCCGGAGGCUCCUCGUAAAUUUCUCGAUGACUUUAGAUCAAUCUGAUAAGCAAUGCCUGUGGGUGGAUUCUGCUCAGAUCUUGUAACAGUAUAAUUUUUCAUACCAGGUCAUGUAUUUUUUAAAAAAAAACUUAAUUACCUAUCAAUUUUUGUAUUCUAAUCUCAAUGCUAAAACGCCUUUUGCGUAGCAAGUAUUUUUUAUCAUCUGAAUGACUGUGAAAAUAGCAGUUAAGGGUAAGUCCUUUUGCCUUUCCUAUCUCGAAUCGAACGGAUUUUACUUUUCUGGAGACAUUGGAUAAAAAAAUUCAAUAAGGCGUUCUAGGUCAUUAAGGCGUCUGAAAUAUUUCGUACAGUAUGCUCCAUGUGAUGCGUCUUCUAGGAUUAUGAACACUUUUCCCAAGUUUGAAUAAUUUUUUUGUUUGCAACAACGUCGAUAGCAGGUACCGGGGACUAAGAGCCUUCUCAUUUGACUUAAUUAAAAAGGAAGUUUGUGAAUUUUCGACGUACAGUAUCCUUUAUCUUCUACGAUUUCCUCCGGUGUUGGUGAAAUCUGGAAAAAAAGGAGGCUGAAUUGUUCUGUAAAUCCCCCCUGAUCUCCACUCUAUCGCUUAAUUGCCUCAGCUUUUUAACCCGCACCAGCGACCAUCAUUACAGGUGGCGCAACAUCGGAACGACCAAUAGCUGAAGACAGUUUGGUUAAUUAAAAGCCAGUUUUGAAACUCCUACUCCGCGGAGUUACCUUCAGAGCUGGAACACCGGCUGUUUAUUCGUUAGACUGUUUCACGGCUGUUGCCUACUUCAUCGUUGCUGUCACUUCUAAAAACACACCCCUGUAAGAGUUCAGAAGUUGGGGUUAGUAAGUGAGUAAUUCUCACAACGACCUGUAAUCUUCUUUCCUAACCGAAUACGUGUCGAAAACUCGAAUGUCUUCCCUUGUCGCAGUGUUUUUUUACCAGGAUGUAGCGUUCUUCUCAAAAAACUGACCUAUUUAUGUUUACAAAAAAGACCGGAGCUUUUCAUGCAAUACUUCCUAAGGAGCUUCAACUCUCCCUCCAGACAUUGUUUCGAUCACCACUUUCCAAGCGUGAACUCGGAUGACUUACAAUCUCUUCAACUAUUGUUCAUUUAUCCUCGAACGCCGAAAUUAACGGAGUUUAAGGUCCCUGUCUGCCAUUUUAUAUAAUCUCCUGGCGUCUCGACCUACCCAUCCGAUUGUUUCUUUACGUCUCAAAGAUGUGUCGCGGCGUCUAACUUUGACUUUUUUCCGGCAGCAAACGGAUAAUUAAAUUUUCCAGCUUGCGUCUGUUCUGUCUCCCCGACAAGAAAAGUUGUAAUUUACGCUUUGUUAUGAAAAAAUAAGGUCAGAAAAGUGUAAAGGUUUUGAGUUAUUUGUCAAGUAAACUUUUGCUGUUCAUCCAACUGUCGUCAUUAAAUUCUCUUGGCAUUUUGGGGAAGUAACUAAAUAUAGCUUUUUCAUGCGCGUUGUACGAAACCGCGAAAUACACUCACGUUUUGCAAAUUUAAGGAAACUUGAAAGGGUCAAGUAUGGCACUUAGAAAGGAUGCAUAUACAACUAUUACAUACACAGUGAUUAAAUAAUGCAACUUCACUUCCGUUUUUGCGAAAUCAUUUAAUGAAGGACAUACAACCAGGCUGCAUGUUUACAUAUUACAAACUUAACUUGCGCCUACUUUAUUUAACCUGUUCAGUUUAGUUCUUUUAAGAGCAAUCGGGCCCUUAUAAAGAUACAAGUAAUUUCGUAGUUAUUUUGGAGGGAAAGUCUUCCUCACAUUUAGAUGUGUAGCCGUUACUGAUGAAAUGUUAGCCGGAAUUUUUGAAUUCGUUUUCAACUAUGAAUGAUUACUUAAAUCUGCUUGUAAUAUUGGUUAUUUUGCAGCAUAAUCCCAAGAUAUUUUAGUUCCAUCAGGAUGUCGACUUUUGAAUGCUUUUCUUCUCAGCCGCCUGUAAAAACCGCAUUUGUAAAAAAAUGGCCACCUGUGCAGUGAGAAGUUCUUAGUUGGCUUUAUAUGCCCUUAUAAAUCCAAAUAUGUUUUGUGAAAAACCUUAACAAAAAUAUCUUUUCUUGCACUCAUUUGGCGGCAAAUUAUAUAUUCUUUAAAUUUUGCACUCGAUGAAGUGUACCUUUCGGUUUUAAAGAAGUUUAUGUUCAUGAGAUUUUUUAAGACCGUGGAAUGUCCACUCAGGAAGUAUCAACACUGCGCGAUUGUUAAUUAUCCUCAUGAAAUUUACAGCAUACUGUACAUCCAUUGCAAAACUUUGCAAUCAUUUUUAUAGUCUCCUCCUAGUGGCAUACGACGAAUGUAUGGUUUCCUUUCCAUAGAAGGUACACAUUUUUAUUUUCAAAACCCCAGACGCAAAUGCAUCAGCAGAUCUCGCUCAAAUUUAUUCGGGAAUUGAGAACGUUUUUAAAAUCUGCAUAUACCCUUUUGUUGAGUAUAAAGUUUGAAGAAAACGUGAAUUACUACCAAGUGAGUACAAAAGGAUGCCUUUGACUGUGUUUUCUAUAGAUGAGGUUUUGGUUUUUAAGGACAUCAAAAAUCAAUUUAAAGACCGUACUACUUGGCCACUUUUGACAAAUAUGGAUUUUGCAGUCAGGCGCAGGGAAAUUCAUUCAAACGUCGGCUUCUUGGCGUGACUAGAAUAUCUUCGGAUUAGGCCGCACAAUAAUCAAUAUUAAAAUGUAACGUAAAUAAUCCUUCCCAACGGAAAACGGAAUUCAGAAUUACAUGUGAAAUUUUAUAUUUUUUAUAGAAAAUAUUAUUUCAUUUUGUAAGUUGUUGGCAGAAGUAAAUAAUUCGCUCACUAUUUCGAUACCGCUAGGGAAAAUUUCAUCACUUUCUUAGCCGUCAUCCUUAAGCCAAGCAUAUACCCUAGUUUUUUUCUUGACGGUGAUGAACCAGAGACUUCAAAAAUAUCCUUACCGGAAAAUAUUUUUUGCCGAGUGCAAAUAGUCAUCGCGGCUAUUCUUGGAACCCUGGCCCUUUUUUCGUGCAGACAGACAACCUUAAGCCUAGUUUUUGUGGCAAGGACAUGGAAAUGUCCAUACCACCAGUCUUGCUCCCCUUAAACUUACCUUUUUAUGGUAGAAAGGAUAAAGCCAGUCAGUUAUGUUUUGCGGAAUCUUUCAAGGUUUGGACCAAGGAGCUUACGGGAAGUACCGGUGCGUUUUCGAACUCGCUGGAUCCGGCAGUAUCGGAUGGGAUGUCUUUCUUCGAGGUAAUUUGCGUUUUUUCUACCCGUAUAUUUUUUUGAUUGUUCCGGUCCCCUGCCUUCGGCUCCAUUAUUCAGGAUGGAACUCAGCCUGUCGCAAGAGUUCAGUAUGCGCUGCGAGCUGA